CCACAGAAUGUUGCUGGUUGAUUUCCGCAGCGCGUGACUUUGCUUACUGCUGUGGAGCGAAAAUGUUUGUUUCGUUGAAGCUAUCUAUUUUUCUAUUUCUGUUGACGUUAGGCCCGUGUUCGGGGCGGCGGACCAAGUUCGUCAAUAAAGAAGAGGAGAACGAAGAGCCCCUGCUGGUGGCCGGGACGUCACCGUUCGGUUCUUUGUGGCCACUGCCACAGAAAGUCUCUAUUACUGAUGUUUCAUUCAAGUUAACUGGUUCCUCUUUUAACAUCGUUGACGCCACAAAGUCCUCCGCGGGUCCGAGCUGUAACGUCCUGCAGAAUGCUUACAGGAGAUAUUAUGAGUACAUGUUUGGUGGCGGGGCUAAAAAGCAGUGGCUAAACAGGCAGGCGGGCCCCUCUGAGCUGACAGAGCUGCAGGUAUGGAUCACAUCACCUGACUCUGAAUGUGACGGAUACCCCAGCAUCACGGCAGACGAGUCAUAUGAACUGACUGUAGACCAACCAUAUGCAAUCCUGAAAGCACCAACAGUCUGGGGCGCUCUUCAUGGGCUGGAAACAUUCAGCCAAUUGGUUUAUGAAGAUGAAUACGGAGCUAAAAGCAUCAAUUCCACAACCAUCAGCGACUUCCCCAGAUUUUCACACAGAGGCAUCUUACUGGACAGCUCCCGACAUUUCCUGCCCAUCAAAGUAAUCCUGGCCAAUCUGGAAACAAUGGCAAUGAACAAAUUCAACGUAUUUCACUGGCACAUCGUUGAUGACCAGUCCUUCCCGUACCUGAGCCAAACAUUCCCGCAGCUGAGUCAGAAGGGAGCCUAUCAUCCCUACACUCAUGUCUACACUCCUGCUGACAUUAAAAUGGUGAUUGAGUUCGCCCGGUUGAGGGGAAUCCGUGUUAUCCCCGAGUUUGACACUCCAGGGCACACACAGUCCUGGGGCAAAGGCCAACCAGAUCUUCUCACACCCUGCUAUUCUGGACCUCAACCAUCUGGUACCUUCGGACCCGUGAACCCCAUCUUGAACACUACAUAUGACUUCAUGGACCUGUUCUUCAAGGAGGUCAGCUCUGUGUUCCCCGAUGCCUACGUCCACCUGGGAGGAGAUGAGGUGGACUUCACCUGCUGGAAGUCCAACCCAGAUGUAAAGAAAUUUAUGGAGCAGCAAGGUUUUGGGGAUGACUACAGAAAACUGGAAUCUUUUUACAUCCAGAAACUCUUGGAUAUUGUCACCAGUAAAGAGAAGGGCUACAUGAUCUGGCAGGAGGUCUUUGACAAUGGUGUGAAGCUAAAGCCAGACACAUUAAUCCAUGUCUGGAAGGGAAACCAGCAGCAAUACCAGAGCGAGAUGGCAAAUGUUACAGCCUCAGGUUACCAGGCCCUGCUGUCCACCCCCUGGUACCUGAACCGUAUCUCCUACGGGGAGGACUGGAGGGGCAUUUACCGCGCUGACCCACAGGAUUUCCAGGGAACAGAUGAGCAGAAGAAACUUGUGAUUGGUGGAGAGGCCUGUCUGUGGGGAGAAUAUGUUGAUGCCACCAACCUUACACCCAGGCUCUGGCCUCGUGCCAGUGCUGUGGCAGAGCGUCUUUGGAGCGAUAAGAAUGUGACAGACAUCAGUGACGCCUUCAACAGGCUCUCAAGGCACCGCUGCCGCUUGGUGGAGCGUGGGAUCCCUGCUGAGCCGCUGAUUUCCAGCUUCUGCCCCAAUGAGUACAGAGGAAUAUGAAUACAGCAAAGGAGCAGAUCACACGGAUGGAAAAGGGAAGGAAAUCAUUCAAAUUUGCACACAAUUUCCAUCUGCCUCUAAACUGUGUAAAAUCACUUGCUGAACAUGUGUUAUUUGCAUACACUAACAAAUCAACACCUGCUACAUGGAAACCUUUUUGCAUUGAACAUUUUGACAAUGUUUUUUUAAUCUGCUGCAGUAAAAAUAGAAAAUCCAGAAUUUGCUGUAACAAUCUUGUUUUAUACCUGUUUGUAUAAUUGAUUGUGAAUAAAUAGAUAAAAUGAAA
Messenger RNA from Cynoglossus semilaevis (tongue sole), 2013 nucleotides. RefSeq names its product hexosaminidase B (beta polypeptide) (gene hexb). The coding region runs from base 63 to 1727 and encodes 554 amino acids. Gene Ontology annotation, biological process: glycosaminoglycan metabolic process; carbohydrate metabolic process; ganglioside catabolic process. Gene Ontology annotation, molecular function: beta-N-acetylhexosaminidase activity. The transcript has 14 exons. The record is from RefSeq and is a predicted model, not a curated record. Lineage: Eukaryota; Metazoa; Chordata; Actinopteri; Pleuronectiformes; Cynoglossidae. Gene Ontology annotation, cellular component: membrane; lysosome.